AUGUCAAGAAUGAGCCAUACCGGAACGGGAUCGAACAAAGUCGAAUUUGAAUUUCUGUUCUCAAACAAAGAAGGAUCUGCUAGUGAGCACAGUAUCUCGAGCAUGGUAUCCAGUAUUUCUGUAUCGCAAGAUGAAAAUUUUCGCGUGUCAAAACAUGCGGAAAAUAGUUUCAAAGUUAUGGAACAAUAUUUACAUGAACAACAAUUGACAGAUGUCAUAUUAAUUGCAGGAAAAAAACGUUUCCCUGCACAUCGUUUAGUACUUAGUGCAAGUUCAGAAUAUUUUGCUGCCAUGUUUACUAGUUCUUUGAGAGAAUCCACACAAAAUGAAGUUGAACUAACGGGUGUAGAUGGAGACGCAUUAUGGACUUUGGUUUGUUACUGUUAUACAGGUUGCAUAGAAUUAAGGGAAGACAGCGUAGAAACUCUUCUAGCAACAGCGUGUUUGUUGCAACUAAAUCCAGUUGUUAAAGCUUGUUGUCAAUUUCUCAGAAAACAACUUCAUCCAAGUAAUUGUUUAGGGAUAAGAAUGUUUGCAGAUACACAAGGUUGCUUAGAUUUAUUGGAACAUGCUAAUGCAUAUACGACUAAACAUUUCAUGGAAGUUACAAAAAAUCAAGAAUUUUUAUUACUGUCUGCCAACGAGGUUGCCAAACUUUUGGAAUCUGAAGAUCUGAAUGUUCCUUCAGAAGAAAUUAUUUUUCAUUUUAUAGCAGAUAAUAUUGAAAGUAAUGAAAUGUUCAAAGAUCAAAGAGUAGCACAGGAGUUAGUUAUGGAAGCAUUAAAAUAUCAUCUUUUACCUGAGCGUAGACCAUUACUUCAGUCAGGACGUACAAAACCCAGGAAAGCCACAGUGGGUCAUAUGUUAGCUGUUGGAGGAAUGGAUGCUAAUAAAGGUGCUACUUCUAUAGAUGCAUUUUCUUUACGUGAUAAUGCUUGGAAAUCUAUUGCUACGAUGAAUAGUAAAAGACUUCAAUUUGGUGCUGCUGUUGUUGAUAGAAAAUUAAUAGUUGCUGGUGGAAGAGAUGGAUUGAAAACAUUAAAUACUGUUGAAUGUUUCGAUUUCUCGACUUUAACUUGUAGUACACUAUCACCUAUGAAUAUUCAUAGGCAUGGAUUAGGGGUUGCUGUAUUAGGUGGACCUUUGUAUGCAGUGGGUGGUCAUGAUGGUUGGAGUUUCCUUGAUACUGUUGAAAGAUGGGAUCCAGCUACACGCCAGUGGAGUUCAGUCUCUGCAAUGUCUAUACAAAGAUCAACAGUUGGUGUUGCUGUACUGAAUGAUAAAUUAUAUGCUGUGGGUGGAAGGGAUAUAAGUUCAUGUUUAAAUACAGUAGAAUGUUAUGAUCCUCAUACGAAUAAAUGGAUACCGUGUGCUCCAAUGUCAAAACGACGAGGUGGUGUGGGCGUAGGUGUGGUAAACGGAUGUCUUUAUGCAUUAGGUGGUCAUGAUGCACCUUCUAGCAAUCCUAAUGCUAGCAGAUUUGAUUGUGUUGAAAGAUAUGAUCCUAAAACAGAUACAUGGACUAUGGUAGCGCCAAUGAGUGUGCCAAGAGAUGCAGUUGGUGUUUGUGUGCUUGGUGAUCGACUUAUGGCUGUAGGAGGUUAUGAUGGUCAACAAUAUCUUACACUUGUCGAAGCGUAUGAUCCACAUCUGAAUGAAUGGGAACCAGUAAGCGUAAAUUUACAUCGAACAUAUAUAUAUACAUACAAGGAUAUUUACAGAUAUUUAUAUUGCUAAACAAUAUAUUUUAAGGUUGCACCUUUAAGUACUGGUCGUGCUGGAGUUCCAUGCGUUGUUUUAAAAAAUUUAACUGGUUUCGGAUUUGAUUAA
Molecule: messenger RNA, 1830 nt
Organism: Heterotrigona itama
Lineage: Eukaryota; Metazoa; Arthropoda; Insecta; Hymenoptera; Apidae
Source: the annotation of a GenBank genome assembly